AUGUCCACCGAUUUGACCAUGUCCGACUUGCCGGACCUCAGCACACCCCCAAUCCAGACUCCUCAGCAUCAACAUCAGCAAACCCCGGCCGGGAAGCCGCUGGCGUCGUGGAAUACACCCAAGUUCAGGGAGGAGUAUGAGAAUGCCAGAGCUCGGCUUCAGCAUGGUGAUUUCAGUUGUUCUGCUCUCCCUGAUCCGCUUGCUCCUCGUCCAGCCAUAGCAACCCACAGUCGGUUUGAUCCCCAGACGGAGGAGAGGCUGAAGGGUGUUCUCAGAGCUGCAAAGGAGUCUGUUCAAGGUGGUGGUAGUUCAUGA
Molecule: messenger RNA, 315 nt
Organism: Podospora anserina S mat+
Lineage: Eukaryota; Fungi; Ascomycota; Sordariomycetes; Sordariales; Podosporaceae
Exons: 2
Coding region: 1-315 (104 amino acids)
Source: RefSeq, a predicted model, not a curated record